Glycine soja is the source of this 2923-nucleotide messenger RNA. Its product is annotated as linoleate 13S-lipoxygenase 2-1, chloroplastic-like. Gene Ontology annotation, molecular function: metal ion binding; protein binding; oxidoreductase activity, acting on single donors with incorporation of molecular oxygen, incorporation of two atoms of oxygen. Gene Ontology annotation, biological process: lipid oxidation. The transcript has 8 exons. The coding region runs from base 67 to 2772 and encodes 901 amino acids. The record is from RefSeq and is a predicted model, not a curated record. NCBI's taxonomy places the organism in Eukaryota, Viridiplantae, Streptophyta, Magnoliopsida, Fabales, Fabaceae.
CUCAGCUCACACUAAACAAGAAGAAACAUAAGAGGGAGUUAUAAGAUAUUCACAGAAGCAGCAAAAAUGCUUAUGCAACAAGUUCAUGUAUCAAAUCCAAGUUCAUCUUGUCUCAUCCUUCAAAAGCCAUGCCUCCGUGACAUUACUCACCCUUCUUUUCAGCUUUGGUCAAGGCCAUCAUCGUUCCCAAACCAAAGGAAGCAAAAAAGGGUUUCUUAUGGAUGCAGGAGUAAUGGCAACAAAAUCAAAGCUGUGGCUGUGACUGAAGCUGAAAACAAAUCAGUGAAAGUUAAAGCCACAAUCACUGUUCAGCCAACCGUUGGUGGGAUUUUCUCAGAAAUGGCUAUAGAGAGAGGGUUGGAUGAUAUAAAGGAUUUGCUAGGUCAGUCAAUUCUCUUGGAGCUUGCUAGCACUGAGCUUGAUCCCAAGACGAAAUUAGAGAAGGAAACUAUCAAAGAUUAUGCCCACAGUAAGCAUCGAUCAGCACAAGAGGUUAAAUACGAGGGUGAAUUUGAAGUGCCAGACAACUUUGGAGAAGUUGGGGCCAUUUUUGUGACGAAUGAGCAUCACAGGGAAAUGUUCAUCAAAGACAUUGUCUUGGAUGGUUUCCUCUUGGGUCCUGUUAAAUUUACCUGCGAAUCUUGGGUUCACUCCAAGUAUGAUAACCCUGCUAAGAGAGUGUUUUUCUCCAACAAGUCAUAUUUGCCAUCUGAAACACCAGAAGGAGUGAAGAGGUUAAGAGAAGAGGAGCUAGAACAGUUACGUGGCAAUGGGCAAGGUGAACGCAAGAGCUUUGAGAGAAUAUACGAUUACGAUGUGUACAAUGAUCUUGGAGAUCCUGAUAGCAGCGACGACCUCAAGAGACCCGUUCUUGGUGGCAAUCAACAUCCAUACCCAAGGCGUUGCAGAACAGGAAGGCCUCGUUGCGACAAAGAUCCAUUAUCGGAGAAAAGAAGUAGUACGGUUUACGUGCCUAGAGACGAAAGCUUCUCGGAAGUGAAGCAACUAACGUUUUCGACAAAGACGUUAUCGUCGGGGUUGAAAGCGCUCGUGCCGGCGCUGAAGACAUUGAUAGUUGACAAGAAUCUAGGGUUUCCUGUGUUCUCGGCCAUAGAUGACCUUUUCGAUGAAGGCCUUUACUUGCCUCCUCUAAAAGGUAUCAGGAGUAUCUUGCCCAGGCUCGUUAGGCAUAUUAAGGAUAUUCAGGAAGACAUUCUCCUUUUUGAUCCUCCCGCAACAAUGAACAAGGACAGAUUUUUCUGGUUAAGGGACGAAGAAUUUGGAAGACAGACUCUCGCGGGUCUUAACCCUUGCUGCAUCCAAUUGGUCACGGAAUGGCCAUUGAAAAGCAAACUUGAUCCCGAAAUUUAUGGCCCUGCGGAAUCAGCCAUCACUACCGAAAUAGUUGAGCGGGAAAUAAGAGGGUUCAAUACGGUGGAAGAGGCCAUAAAACAGAAGAAACUGUUCAUCCUGGACUACCACGAUUUGUUGUUGCCAUUAGUAAAGGAUGUGAGAGAACUUGAAGGCACAACGCUAUAUGGAUCAAGGGCAUUGUUCUUCCUAACCCGCGAAGGCACAUUGAGACCUCUGGCUAUUGAGCUGACUCGGCCACCAAUGGACGGAAAACCGCAAUGGAAGGAAGUCUUCACGCCUUGCUGGCACUCAACUGGUGUCUGGCUUUGGAGGCUAGCCAAACUUCAUAUCCUCGCCCAUGACUCUGGUUACCAUCAACUUGUUAGUCACUGGCUACGAACUCACUGUGCAACAGAGCCUUACAUCCUUGCAACAAACAGGCAACUGAGUGCAAUGCACCCAAUCUACAGACUACUGCAUCCCCAUUUCCGUUACACCAUGGAAAUCAACGCGCUUGCUCGCGAGGCCCUGAUAAACGGCGACGGAAUAAUCGAAAGCAGUUUCUCUCCGGGGAAGCACUCCAUCCUCUUAAGCUCAAUCGCCUACGACCAACAAUGGCAAUUCGACCUGCAAUCCCUCCCAAAGGACCUCAUCAGCAGAGGCAUGGCCGUGGAGGACCCCACCGCACCCCACGGCCUCAAGCUAAUCAUCGAAGACUACCCUUACGCCAACGACGGCCUCGUCCUCUGGGACGCCCUCAAAACCUGGUUCACCGAAUACGUGAACCUCUACUACGCCGACGAUGGUUCUAUAGUGUCGGACACUGAGCUCCAAGCCUGGUGGGAAGAGAUCAGAACCGUUGGACACGGGGAUAAAAAAGACGAACCUUGGUGGCCUGUCUUAAAAACAAAGUUAGAUUUGAUUGACAUUGUGACAACAAUUGCGUGGACGACUUCCGGCCACCACGCGGCUGUGAACUUCGGACAAUUCUCCUUUGCGGGGUAUUUCCCAAACAGACCCACCAUUGCAAGAAACAACAUGCCCUCGGAGGACCCUUCGGACGCCGAAUGGGAGCUGUUCUUGGAGAAGCCGGAGGUGAUUAUGCUGAAGUGCUUCCCGUCGCAGAUUCAGGCCACCACCGUGAUGACGGUGCUGGACAUUCUGUCAAACCACUCGCCGGACGAGGAGUAUCUCGGGGAGACAGUGGAGCCGGCGUGGGAGGAGGAGCCGCUUGUGAAGGCCGCGUUUGAGAAGUUUAGAGGGAAGUUGAUUGAGCUUGAAGGGAUUAUCGACGCCAGGAAUGCGGAUAGGACCAGGAGGAACCGGAACGGUGCCGGGAUUGUGCCCUAUGAACUUCUCAAGCCUUCUUCGGAGCCUGGUGUCACAGGAAAGGGAGUUCCUUAUAGCAUCUCUAUUUGAUUCUGAGUUAUGCAUGACUGUGUAUCGUCACUAGCCUCUCUGCUAGUAUUAAGGUGUAUUAUUUGAGACACAUGUGACUUACUAAUAAAUAAAAGAUAACUCAUGAGAAUAGUGAUUAUAAAAAAAAUAAUACUUAUUAAUAUGAAAUAAA